AUGUCAACGAGGUCUAAAAUUCGGGUCAGAGUGAUCGCAGCUGAGGGACUAUGUAAGCGGGACGUGUUUCGGUCUCCUGAUCCCUUUGCAGUUUUGACGGUUGAUGGCGCACAGACGCAAACAACCGAGACUGCCAAAAAGACGUUGUCACCGCACUGGAACCAAUCUUUCGAGUUUUCUGUGACGGAAAAUUCCAUACUGAUAGUGCAGAUAUUUGAUCAAAAGAAGUUCAAGAAGAAGGACCAAGGAUUUUUGGGUGUCGUCAAUAUCAAAGUUGGCGAUGUCAUUAAUUUGAACGAUACAUCGAGCGAACAGACCGUUGCUGAAGAGUUGAAGAGGUCUAACUCUCAUCUGACGGUCUCAGGAAAAUUGAUACUUACGAUCUCGCAUCAGAAUGCUUCUGCGAGAGACUCCAGAGAUCCUUCCAAUUUUGCGCAAACCAACACAUCAGCGCAGACACCUGCGUCCACCAUAGCUUCACCUUCGGUGUCCAGCCCAAGGGCUCCAGUGGAUACUGGGAAUUUGAACAAUCAAUUUCCAGGCUCCGCUGCUGCUGCGGCUAUAUCAUCCUCCGUUAGACCUGCACCAGCAAGACAAUUUUCCUCGUUUGAAGACCAAUAUGGUAGACUUCCACCUGGCUGGGAGCGGAGAACUGAUAACUUUGGCAGAACUUACUAUGUCGAUCACAACUCGAGAACCACCACUUGGAAGAGACCCACAUUGGACCAAUCUGAAAGUCAAAGAGAACAAGAAAGGGAAAGAGCAAGAGAGGCCGAAAGAACGCAAUACCGUAAUAGAUCUCUGCCCGAGACCAAUUCUCAGGUAGAUCAGGCUACUGCAAUGACCAUGGCUGCCACCGGAGCAACGAGUCCUGGCUUAGGCGAACUUCCUCCAGGUUGGGAACAACGUUUUACCCCAGAGGGAAGGCCAUAUUAUGUUGACCACAACAGCAGAACUACUACAUGGGUUGAUCCAAGAAGGCAGCAAUUUGUUAAAAGCUUUGGUAACAAUGGAGGUUACAAUGCACAGCGAUUGUCAGCGAUGGGUCCGCUUCCAAGUGGUUGGGAAAUGAGAUUAGCCAAUACAUCUAGAGUUUAUUUUGUCGACCACAAUACCAAAACCACGACAUGGGACGAUCCAAGAUUGCCAUCAUCGCUUGACCAGAAUGUUCCUCAAUACAAACGUGAUUUCAGAAGAAAGUUGGUGUAUUUCAGAUCACAGCCUGCAAUAAGAAUUUUGCCCGGGCAGUGUCACAUCAAGGUUAGAAGAGAUCAUCUUAUGGAAGAUGCUUUCCGUGACAUUAUGAGACAAACUCCAGAAGAUUUGAAGAAGAGAUUGAUGAUUAAGUUUGAGGGAGAAGAAGGACUGGAUUACGGUGGAGUUUCGAGAGAGUUCUUCCAGCAACUGUCGCACGAAAUGUUUAAUCCAUUUUACUGUCUUUUCCAAUAUGCAUCGAGCGACAAUUACACACUUCAAAUCAAUCCAAACUCAGGCGUGAACCCAGAACACCUGACAUACUUCAAAUUCAUUGGAAGAACUGUCGGUUUGGGUGUGUUCCAUCGUCGUUUCCUGGAUGCUUUCUUUGUGGGUGCAAUGUAUAAAAUGAUGCUUCAUAAGAAGAUUGUGCUACAAGAUUUGGAAAGUGUGGAUGCUGAGAUGUACAAAUCUUUAUGCUGGAUGCUCGAGAAUGACAUCACCGACGUCAUUUACGAGACAUUCUCGAUUGAAGAAGAUAGAUUUGGUGAGAAGGUUAUCAUUGAUCUGAAACCAAACGGAAGAAACAUCGAGGUGACGAAUGAAAAUAAGAGAGAAUAUGUCGAGCUGAAGACCGAAUGGAUUAUCUCCAAGCCAGUGGAGGCUCAAUUUAAGGCAUUCAUGGAUGGAUUCAACGAGCUGAUUCCGCAAGAGUUAGUUUCGGUCUUCGACGAAAGGGAAUUGGAGCUUUUAAUUGGAGGACUGGCAGAUAUUGACAUUGAAGAUUGGAAAAAACAUACAGACUACAGAGGUUAUCAGGAGAGUGACGAAGUGAUCCAGUGGUUCUGGAAGUGCGUGAGUGAGUGGGAAGGAGAGCAGAGAGCAAGGUUAUUGCAAUUCACCACCGGUACUUCCAGAAUUCCCGUCAAUGGAUUCAAGGAUUUACAGGGAUCGGAUGGUCCAAGACGUUUCACUAUAGAAAAAGCUGGAGAGCCAGACCAGCUUCCAAAAUCGCACACUUGUUUUAACAGAGUGGAUCUGCCUCCGUACAAAGAUUACGAGUCGCUGAAAAAGAAGCUCACUAUUGCCGUUGAAGAAACUAUAGGUUUUGGCCAAGAGUGA
Messenger RNA from Ogataea angusta, 2316 nucleotides. RefSeq lists its product as uncharacterized. The coding region runs from base 1 to 2316 and encodes 771 amino acids. The record is from RefSeq and is a predicted model, not a curated record. The transcript has a single exon. Gene Ontology annotation, biological process: ubiquitin-dependent protein catabolic process. Lineage: Eukaryota; Fungi; Ascomycota; Pichiomycetes; Pichiales; Pichiaceae. Gene Ontology annotation, molecular function: protein binding; ubiquitin protein ligase activity.